This is a messenger RNA of Guillardia theta CCMP2712, 891 nucleotides long. RefSeq lists its product as hypothetical. NCBI's taxonomy places the organism in Eukaryota, Cryptophyceae, Pyrenomonadales, Geminigeraceae. The transcript is spliced from 6 exons. The record is from RefSeq and is a predicted model, not a curated record. Bases 1 to 891 code for a protein of 296 amino acids.
AUGCCUGCGAAGGGUCUUAUGCUCAGGGAGGGUUUCGUGCCUACACCGCUCUUCUCAAAUACUUUCAAGGGAAAGGACAAGUUAUUUUCAUUGCCCAACAACAAGAAAGGACUGUCUGCACUGAAGUGUGGGUUGUAUGGGGACGACAUUGCAACUAAGAAGGAUGCCUUGUUCAUUCCAGCCACUUCUAGACUGCACUGGAGGGAAUACCGUUCUAGACUGAUCAAGGCUGAGACGCCUUUUUGGAUGAGACGGGCAAGUCUGCACACGGGGCUGUGGGCCCAUGAGUUGUGGGACAUCGAACAGGGAUGCCUGAUGAUCGAGACGGGCAAGCCUUCGACCAUGAGAUCCGAUGACUUUCAGCGCGCUUACGAAGGCCGGGUAGUCUUUGUACUGCACCACAGCCAGGAGCACGGAAGCUACGGGCUGAUUCUUAACAAGGCUACACCGUGCACCAUAGGAGAUUUCACUGAAAAGUUGCCUCACUUCGAUGAUAACACGAUACACUACGGAGGGGAGGGCCACAAGGCAUUGCAAGGACAAGUUGCCAACCGAGAGUUGCACACUAUCCACUCCUGCUCCGAAGUCGUAGGAUCAGAAGAGAUUAUCGACGGGGUGUUCCUUGGCGCGGAUCUUAGACAUGCCAGCAAGCUCGUGGAGCAGAAGCGAGCCAAGGCAAGCCAGUUCAAAUUCUUUUACAGCGCCACCCAAUGGCAACCUGGACAGCUUCAGAGGGAGUUCAAGGAGGGGCGAUGGGUCGCUGCUGCAUGCUCGAAGGAACUCAUUUUGUAUCCGAACUCGUACUGGGAAAAGCCGCUCUGGAAGAUAGUGAUGGAGGUGAUGGGAGGAAAGUUCAGCCUUAUGUGCAGGGAGCUGUGUGAUGACUUGUAG